GGGGUGCCCGUGGGGGUGUCCAUGGGGUGCCCGUGGGAUGCCCAGGGCGGGCUGCGGGGCGCACACGGGGUGCGCGUGGCUUGCAGCACGUCGAGCAAGGCGGCGAGCUGUCCCCAUGCCCAAGCAGGGUCCGUCAGCACCCCCCAGCAGUCCCCCCGGCUGCUCCUCAGCCCCGCGGCACCACGGAAAUACUCAUUAGCGGCUCCAGGCGGGCUGCCCCAAACCCCCGGGCAUCCCCAUCGGGCACCCAGCCCGCCCCGGUGCCGGGCUGGCGGCUGCCUCGGGGACACCGCCGUGAUCUGGGGCGCCGGGAGGGGACACCCAGCCGGCGGCUGAGCGCCGGGGCUGAUGCAACCCUGCACGCCCCGUCCGCAGUUCAAGGGGCUGGGCCGUGUCUGUGCAUGCGGUGUCCCUCCGGGGUGGCUGCUCAGCCCCGCUGCCCUCCCGCAGGAUGAGCCCAGCGGCUGGGACGCGGCGGAGCUGGACCCGGCGCAGGUGGAGCAGCGCAUCAAGGAGUACAACAGCCAGAUCAACAGCAAUCUCUUCAUGAGCCUGAACAAGGACGGCUCCUACACCGGCUUCAUCAAGGUGCAGCUGAAGCUGGCGCGCCCCGUCUCCGUGCCGGCUGCCAAGCGGGGUCCCGGGGGGCGGCCGGGGCAGCGCGGCCCGGGGGUGAAGCGCCGCACCUCCUUCUACCUGCCCCGUGGCACCGUCAAGCACCUGCACGUCCUCUCGCACACCCGUGCCAGCGAGGUCAUCAGCGCCCUGCUCAGGAAGUUCACCGUGGUGGACGACCCCCGCAAGUUCGCCCUCUUCGAGAGGUCCGAGAAGGAUGAGCAAGUGUACCUGCGCAAGCUGUCUGACGACGAGCAGCCGCUGCGGCUGCGCCUGCUGGCCGGCCCCAGCGAGAAGGCGCUGAGCUUCGUGCUGAAGGAGAACGACAGCGGGGAGGUGAACUGGGACGCCUUCACGCUGCCCGAGCUGCACAACUUCCUGCGCAUCCUGCAGCGCGAGGAGGACGAGCAGGUGCGACGCGUCCGCCACCGCUACGCCCGCUGCCGCCGCGAGAUGCAGGAGGCCCUGGCCACGCGCUCCACGCGGUGACCGCCGCCACGACGGACGCCUGCCGGCGGGGGGACGUCGCUGA
This is a messenger RNA of Oxyura jamaicensis (ruddy duck), 1147 nucleotides long. RefSeq names its product ras association domain-containing protein 1-like. The transcript is spliced from 4 exons. Gene Ontology annotation, cellular component: microtubule cytoskeleton; nucleus. Gene Ontology annotation, biological process: Ras protein signal transduction. The record is from RefSeq and is a predicted model, not a curated record. NCBI's taxonomy places the organism in Eukaryota, Metazoa, Chordata, Aves, Anseriformes, Anatidae. The coding region runs from base 349 to 1104 and encodes 251 amino acids.